Molecule: messenger RNA, 498 nt
Organism: Staurois parvus
Lineage: Eukaryota; Metazoa; Chordata; Amphibia; Anura; Ranidae
Source: the annotation of a GenBank genome assembly
AGGAGAGAAAUGCCGAUAACCGGCAUUUCCGUGUUUACAUGUGAUCAGCUGUGAUUGGACACAGCUGAUCAAAUGACCGAGCCGACAUCGUCGGCUCUUUCUGUGAUUUGCUGUGUCCGAGGGACACAGCGCACCGGCGAUCGCCGCGCUGCGCGCUCCCUGAGCUGCGCAUCCGCAGUGAGAAUGGUAGGACAUCAUAUGACGUCCUAUCAGAACGAGAGAACCACCUUGCGCCCAUCAUUGUACUAUAGGGCGGGCGGAAGAUGGAUUAAAGUGUUACUAAACCCAGGGCCCUGCAUUCACUAUAUCUGGUCUCCCACAGUACACAGAACAUGGAAGUGCAAUUAUUUUAGUAAAUAUAAACUGCUAAAUACCUUUUCUCGACAGCAGUUAGAGCAGCCUUGUGACUUCUAUCAGCACCCAGCAAAGCACUGGUAAAGCUUGUGGGAGGAGUUUUCAUUCUCUCCUGAUUGUCCUAUGAGGCUGCAUAGCCCCUGA